Messenger RNA from Dufourea novaeangliae, 3156 nucleotides. Its product is annotated as FK506-binding protein 5-like. NCBI's taxonomy places the organism in Eukaryota, Metazoa, Arthropoda, Insecta, Hymenoptera, Halictidae. The record is from RefSeq and is a predicted model, not a curated record. The transcript is spliced from 3 exons. The coding region runs from base 1 to 3156 and encodes 1051 amino acids.
AUGGUACUCGGAACUCUGUUCGGUCCCAAAACACCAAAAUCUGAUCAACCGGAGGACUCCUUAGACAUAAAGAAAGACUCGCUGUUUUCACCGGAAGAAACAGAACAAUCUCCAAAAGUGAAUAACACCAGCAUAGUCUAUCCAUUUCACGAUGUAAAAGCUACCAGUUUUCCUCCUCCACUUUCCAUCGAUGCAUCCGUGUACACCGACGCUGAAAAUCAAGUCGAAGAACAGACUGACACUGCAACAGAACGAUCUCCAGUCAGCAAUAAUAUCAAAAACAUUAAAGAAGACGUGAAAGAUGACGAGAAAAAGGAAAAUUCCCUUAAAAAGCAUGGCGAAGAAACGAAACCCAAGAUCAGCCACGACAGGCUAAAGGAAGUGAUCAACGCAUCGAUCAAGGAAGCAGUGCAAAUUAUCGCGAAGCAAUGUAGAAUGGUAUCUAAGAAGCAAAAACCAAAUGACGAGGAAAAGUCAUCGGGAAAGAAGCCGAAAGAAACUCUGGCUAAAGCAAUCUGGCACACCAAGGAAGGCGUUCUUGGGAAAAGCAAACACGAGACUCGGCCACGUUCCACCGAAGAAUACUUCAGCAAUCGAUCAAGGCUCCCAAAGAACGCUUACAAGUCGAACUGUCCUCAAGAGAAGCGCAAUAUCGUUCGCACCUGUCCGAAUAAGUUACAAGACGAGAUCACCAAGUGCCUUUGUAAGAAAGGACCGGUGUGCGAGGAUGCUAAAGACAAGAAACACUCGAAACAAGCCAGCAGUGGUAAGACUGACAAUCGUCGGAUGACGGGGAACGUGAACAUUUAUAUUUGCUCGGAAGCUACAGAGAAUCCUCAACUGGCGUACAAGCAAAACAAGCCGCAGUCGUGCGCGGAAUCGAGCUCAGAAACAACAACGGAACCGUCGCCCGUCUCAUCGUGCAAGCUCGUCAAUUGUAUCCGCAACAAACGGCAGAAAUACAAGGAGAAGGACUCGUUCGACUUCCUGCAGAGCACUGAAGAAAGCAGCGAUAGUAAUCCAUUCAGCUGCGUUUCCUCGAACAUCGGGACCAAUUCGGAGAGCAGUGGUUUCAUCGAUAUCUGCGCACAGGACACCGAAUCCACUUCCACCGAGUGUCGAUGCAAAGACGAUCAAGUGAUAUCUGAUCAAUCUAUCGGCAAAUCGAAGUUCGUCAUAUGCGAUAAAGCGGAGAGACCUUGCUCCACGAUCUAUCCGAAAAAAGUGUCGUUGGACAGUGACAGCGAGGGAUGGUCGUCGAAAUCAGUUUGCAGCGACAGUAGAGAAACUGAGCCGUGCAAUCAGGCUAACGGAGACGGUUGGCCUUUCGAACCUAAAUUUGGUUACUAUACGAAGAGUUUGAAACGGGACCGCGAUCCUGGGAAAGACAGUUGUAGAAUAUGUUCCAAGAACGAUGUUUGCAGGUGUCAAAGUAAUGCACGAAGUAAGAGAAGGUCUUAUAAGUCCACGGAUAGAGAACAAUGGUCGACCUGCAGUUGUAUCGUGGAGGAAGAUGAGGAGGAUGGAGUUUGCGUUAACGUUAAAGAUUCACCGAAAUCUACGGUCGAUCUGAAGCCAACAGGCACUCAGGAAGGAGUAACUGUUGACCAGAAAGAUACAGAAAAGGAAUUAGAAAAAAUAGCUUCGGCGGUUAAAGAAGACGGUGCAGAGAAAGAGACUAUUCAGGAACAGAAAGAUGAUGACCUGGUCGCAAAACCAAGUUCACUUAUAUCCGGAAAAUUGAUAAGACCCGAAACUCUAACACUUAAAUUAUUGUUGAAACAAUACGGUACACCACCUGCGCAAAGUCUCGAGCAGAAAAGUAUUAUCCCUGAUCUGGCAAAGACGACUGAUACAGGACUAUCGACCAACGACACGCCUGUCGCGCAAACAGAGGAGAAAAAGGAGCCGGCUUAUCGAAAGAAAUUCAAUCUCCGUGAACAGCAUAGAUUUAUGAAGCACCUGACUUCCGAACAGUUCGAGAAGCCUCGAGAACCAAUCGAAGAAACCAAACAAGUAGAUCAGGCGGAAGAGAAGAAAACGGAAGAAAAUGAGAAUGAAAAGGAUACGGAGCAGAGAAUGAGCCUCCCAGGAAGACUGAGAACCUCGAUAUUUAAAACUUUGAAGAGAGUCGCGGGCAAGGAGAACUAUAAGAUCUCUGAGAAGGUUUCUGACAACGAUGCCGACCGAGAAACUGUGAACGCUGAAGGAAAUAUUGAUACAGAUCAGCCGGUAAAGUCUGAAGCUAACCUGCAGGAAACUCAAAAGGAGAAAAGAAUAUCUUUCGCGCAGAAACUGGAUAUAAAUAAGUUCUUUAAGAGGAAAGACAAAACUUCCGUAAGUGAUACGAACCAGAUAGUACCAAAGAAAAAAGGUAAGAAAACUAGUGUGACUGAUGCAGCAGCAAAUUUGGAUACAGAGUCUGAAAGUAAAGACGACACGAAGAAAGGUGAAGAAGAGAAGAAAGAGGAACUACCUGUCGAGGACGCUGAAGCGGAGCAGGAUAAUUCGAAGCUGUUAACAGAUACGACUAGCAGUAAACCAGACCUUACAUUAACUCCAGAUACUACUGUUGAAGGAACAGAUCCCACGAACUCCCAAGAGCUUCCAAAAACGUCGACCACUGAAGUCAUUACGAAAAAGAGCAGUCCUCCAGAAGUUCAGGAAGAGUCAAACGAUCAAAAGUCAACUGGUGAUCAAGAACAGAAGCAUAUAGAGUUCGAGAAACCUAAAAUAACAGAUAAAGAACCUCCGAAAGUGACAGAGACCGAAGUGGGUACAAACGUGCAGAAGGUCUCGACAUGUAUGUGUAUUCGAUGCGCUCGUAAAAAAAAAUCUGCAAUUUCUCAGAACGUUUCUCGGGAAUCAGAACCAUCGUACACGGUCUGUACAAGCGAGAAUUUCGGGCCAGAAGAACGAAUCGAAGGAUGCAAAUGCAAUUGUUGUACCUUGCAAACUCCUCAAAGUUGCAACAGACUCACCAGUUAUCCGAAAAGUUGCCUGAAAAAGGAAAGGCAGUUUUGUCGAAUGGAAACUCAGGAGAACAAUUGCUCAGUUUUCCAGCACGAUAACAGAAGCUGGGAAGAAUGUGGUUGCAGAAGAAUGAUUCCUUGCGAAAAUUGUUGCAGGCCAAGGAAUGAAUGCAGGUACGAAUGA